Molecule: messenger RNA, 4126 nt
Organism: Galendromus occidentalis (western predatory mite)
Lineage: Eukaryota; Metazoa; Arthropoda; Arachnida; Mesostigmata; Phytoseiidae
Gene: ebo
Product: exportin ellipsoid body open
Exons: 19
Biological process (GO): protein export from nucleus
Molecular function (GO): nuclear export signal receptor activity
Source: RefSeq, a predicted model, not a curated record
GGAGCUCUGAAUGUUCGCUUCCGGGCUUAAAGAGACAUAGAUAGACACGGGCAUCGAACUGUUUCGGGAAGUCUCCUGCUGAGUUUCCCUACGGUUUAAUGAGAGACAGGAACCAUUCAAUGAUGGAGAAGGAUCAGUGGAAAUUGUUAGUGAGAUCAUGAACGGUCGUCGGAGUUCCCUGGUGUUUUUCACUGUCGGCGUUCGCGGAGGUGCUUCCGCUCGGUAGGAGAGGCAAUUGACAUCUCGUCUCACUCAGCAAAAACGUCAGAGAACAUGACGGACGAGAAGGAGCGGAGUAACAUACUUCUAGCCCUCCAAGCUCUCUUAGAAGAGUUUUAUUCAGCCUCCUGCACAAAUGAAAGGAAGCGCAUCAUCGAGGAACAAUUGACGAGUUUCUCGAGGCAGAGCAAUGCCUUAGACCUGUGUCUAUCAUUCCUGUCAUUGACGCGUGAUCCCUACGUUUUGAUGUUUCUGGUCAAUCUCAUCGAAGGUGCUGUGCAACGCUCAUGGCAUCGGUUGAUGUCCGACGAGAAAAUUCUUAUCCGGCGAUCCGUGGCUUCGGCUCUACUCUCCCCAUCAUCGGAAAUGGUUGCUUACGUCCGCAACAAACUGUGCAAGGUCUUAGUCGAUAUCGGAAAAUUCGAUUGGCCACAUUUCUAUCCGGACUAUUUCAACAAUAUCUUCCAAUUGAUAAACAAUCAUCCGACGAGACUCGUGGGAGUUCUGUUGCUGCGGACGACGUCGGAAGAGUUCAUUUCUCCGAAGGAUGAUCUCUGCGCUUCACGGAAGAAAGAACUCAAACAUUUCCUGAACAACCUUGUUCCUCAAAUGCUGACCUCCCUUACCGGAGUAUUGGACGAGAUUCUGAUGUCAUGUCAAACCUCAUCGUGCACACCCCCUCCAUCGCCAACGCAUCCUUCGUCGGGCCAGUCCUCGUUAGCACCCCUGACGAGUUCUGCUCCCGUAGCUCAAGCGUAUAUAGGAGCCGCAUCCGGAACGCACUUGAACGUCGAGUCACAUCUGCACAAACCGGAGAGUAAUCAACAAUUGAACCCUCAUAAGCCGCUGGAUGCUCCUUCGAGGGAACUAGCUCUGGCGUGUCUUUCAGCCCUGGAGCAGCUCACUAGUUGGGUAUCCAUUGGCUCGAAUUUCGGACCUUCAAUGCUCAACACCCUCUUCGGCUUCAUCUGGCUCGGUUGCGGAGAACGAGCCGACGUGAAUGCUGGAGCCGCGGUGGCCGCCGUCAGUGUUAUCAACGAACUUGUUUAUAAAAAGUGUUUCACGCAGAGGGACACGCAGGCCUGUCUAGUCGCAAUUUUCGAGAAUACAUUCCGUGUGCUGCAGUUGAUCACACAAGCCUCCGGCGUACAACAUCCGCGUCUCCACGAAGUCGAUCCUUUACUAGUCACAAAACUCGGCGAGCUCCUGCAUAUCUUGAUCGAGAAUCAUCUAUCGAGAUUCCCCGACGAAACCCCUGACGCUGCCCUUGUGCAGUUUGUACAUUUAGUUCAGGCUUUCACCCUCGGUCUCAAUGAUGGCGAGCAAUAUCUGGUCUCUUUGGACACUUGGCUUAGUUUUUUCGAGAAUAUCGAGGCGUCCGGGAAAACGGCCAAAUACAAACAGAUACUGGGGAAUCUACUCAACGAAGUCAUGUCACGCGUUAUGGCCAAAAACCAUCCGCAGAUUAUGGAGAUGUCAACCGAGGGCGACGAGAGUGAAUGGGAGAUUCAUUUGAGCAAAAGUCUCCAAGUUGUUUCCAAGAUAUCGGAAUUGGUCGUGGAAGAAACCUGUGUGCAUAUAAUCUCUGCGUGGGAUGCAGCCGUGGCAUCGUUUGACAAUGGUCAGAGCUGUACAAUCGAGCAACUCAAAGAUCUUUCCACUCUGGCGCGAACGAUCGGAUGUCUCGCUUCCUCUCUAUCUUUGCUCGUAGAGAACUGCAUCAAUGCCGCUCAGAUUCCGGUUAAGCUUGUGGGUGAUCUCCUGCGCGUGAUCCGAAGGUGUUCGGAUAUUCGGCGUCAGAGUGCUGAUCGCAUUGGCGGUCAUCAGUCGUCGGAACACAUAGUCUCGAUAACCGUCAAAUGAAUAUUGCAGGUCGAGAAAGAAUGUUUUGCGAGCAUACAGUCGUAUAUGCAUCUGCUUGGUGCUUCCAUGACAGAGAACGCCCACAAUGGAGGUUCCGUUGGACGUCAAAUUGUGAAUGAGGUCGCAGAAACCGCUCUCGAGGCGUGCCUUGAACGGCGGGGAGCGUCUGCGGCUGCAUCGGCCGUCCUGAUGUCGCUUACGACGAAGUUUCGAUUCCCAUACCUCAUGGAAGGUCUCUACCCGAAGCUUGUGCCAAUCAUCUGCGGUUUACGCGGUGACGAAGACGUGAUCCUGCUGAGGAAUUGCGCCGUCAGUCUACAGAACAUUUGCCUUCUGCCGUGGAUUGGAGUGGAGGCGAUCGACCAAAAGUUUGAGACUCGAAAAACCCACUACGAGGCCGUCGUGCAGAACCUACUGAGCAACGCUCAUCAAAGUAGCAAUAACGCUUACCGAACAAUGAACGGAGCCGUUUCCCCAAAUCAGAAUCAUCUCCAGAGCCACAUCGAACGAUCCAAAUGUCGUCAGGCUGCCAUGGUUUUCGAGAUAGCAACUGCGAUGGUGGAAGCCCUGAGUUCAAACUGCACCAACAAAUCGAAAGCGGUCGUUGCCGAAUGCUUCGAAAAACUCCUGGAGGCGUCGGAGGAAUUGCUUUUCAGAGAGGGUCAACAUAUCGAACCUGAAAUCGGCCAAACCGUCAUGGCCUUCUACAAAGCUUGUUUCCAGAUCAUUCCGAGCAAGCUUGAUCGGUUCAUCGAUCGAUUACUUGAGAUGACGGGUUUCGCGGGCGCAUUCGUAACCGAGGCUCGGCUAGUUCCGUAUCUAGAGGGAUUCCUUGGACUACUCCGGGAAAUUCUGCUGAGUCCGUCGAAAGGCUCGAUAUACUUGAGACGGAUCCUUCAACUAAGCCUCGAAUUGUGGCCCCGCACAGUAUCUGGCGAAGGGGAAAUGCUGCGACCAACCUUGAUACAGCUCUUCCAUCACAUCCUCGCUUUCCACUGGCGACACUUCUUCUCUACGAAUGUCGCACAUCUGAUCUCGGCCACAGGAAGCCCGGCUGUCGAUGGUGAAGUCGCUAAUAAAGCCGAACUGGUAGCCAUCAUGCAGGCCUACGGCUGGUGCCUCGUUCAACAAACAAGGGAUAUCGUGGCUUUUGGAGAGGUCCUCCGGAGUCUUCAAGAGCUUAAUAAUAAAUGGAGGCUAUACAAGAGACCUAUUUUCGAAAGUUUGAUGAUGGGCGAAUUCCUCGGCGUCCUCAUGCGUGCUCUGCUGGCGAAAAGUCACGAAUUGUUCCGAGAUGAAAUCUUGCAAAUCGUGUUCUCGAUGGCGCUGGCCAUCGGACCGGAGAGAUUCCAAGAGGGCUACAUGCCCCAGUUUGUGGCGCAAAUUGAGAAUCUCAGCAGCUAUCAGAAGGAACAACUCAUCAGGGAUUUCCGCGUCCACGAUGAAUUCACAUUGUUUUCGGAGAACCUCAACAGUUUCUUCACCGAUAUCCGUUAUUUCCUGAUGUGCAAUCAGGUACUGCCCCCAUCUUCCGUCACGCUGUGAUCGGUCCCAGCCUCGAAAGGUGGAAAUAUUCCUGACUUUGGUUUCGGGUUUGGAUUGCCUGAGCCUAGUAUUCUGAACCAAUGCAUAGUAUUUCGAGUCUGACUGGAGGACUCGACGUAGCUUCCCUCAAAUUCCAACAUUCCUCUGGAACUUGACGGUUUUCGGAACCAUUACCAUCCCCCUUCCGAACGCUUGUCCCGAAUUGUCUCAAAUAUUGGGUAUUGGAGAGACCCGGACCCACGGGAGUCACGAGAUCGGAUGGUUCUUCCAAACAGUCUCAUCUUGUGGGUUCCUCUCUCUUAGUCGGCGAAUAUUAGUCGGAGUUCAAUGAUAGCCGUGCCAUCCUCAGCAGAGUGACCAAUUAUCGGGAAAUUCAGAAUUUCCAUGCGAGCGCAAGAUUGAAGUCAGAUGACGUGAGGACUGUUUUAUACUUUGAUACGACACUUCACUGGCGUCUCGGAGAGCGGUCUUCUUAUAAGAGAUCUAAUAAACAAUCUAA